AUGAGUAGGAAAACAUUGUUCAAAUUUAGUACUGUUGUGAACACCGUGGAGCAUGGAGGGAACACAGGAACUGUUUCAAAGAUCCCCCAGUGUGCUGGCUGCAACCAGCACAUCCUGGAUAAGUUCAUCCUGAAGGUCCUGGACAGACACUGGCACAGCUCCUGUCUCAAGUGUGCGGACUGCCAGAUGCAGCUGGUUGACAGGUGCUUCUCCAGGGCCGGGAGUGUCUACUGCAAGGAGGACUUCUUCAAGCGCUUUGGCACAAAAUGCACAGCCUGCCAGCAGGGCAUCCCCCCAACCCAGGUGGUCCGCAAGGCCCAGGACUUCGUCUAUCACCUGCACUGCUUUGCCUGCAUCAUCUGCAACCGGCAGCUGGCCACCGGGGAUGAGUUCUACCUUAUGGAGGAUGGGCGGCUAGUGUGCAAGGAAGACUAUGAGACAGCCAAGCAAAAUGAUGACUCGGAGGCUGGGGCUAAGCGACCGCGGACCACCAUCACAGCAAAGCAGUUGGAAACACUAAAGAACGCAUACAAGAACUCUCCGAAGCCUGCCCGGCAUGUGAGGGAGCAACUCUCCUCCGAGACAGGCCUGGACAUGAGGGUGGUACAGGUUUGGUUUCAGAACAGACGCGCCAAGGAGAAACGGCUGAAGAAGGACGCUGGGCGGCAUCGCUGGGGGCAGUUCUACAAGAGUGUCAAGAGGAGCCGGGGAGGCAGCAAGCAGGGGAAGGAGAGCUCGGCAGAGGACUGUGGGGUUAGUGACAGUGAGCUGAGCUUCCAAGAGGAUCAAAUUCUCUCAGAGCUUGGCCACACCAAUAGGAUUUAUGGAAACGUGGGGGACGUUACAGGCGGACAGUUAAUGAAUGGGAGCUUCUCCAUGGAUGGGACAGGACAAUCCUAUCAGGACUUGAGGGAUGGGAGCCCCUAUGGAAUCCCCCAGUCUCCAUCCUCCAUAUCGUCCCUGCCAUCCCAUGCUCCUUUGCUCAGUGGGCUGGAUUACACAGUGGACAGUAAUCUGGGCAUCAUUGCACAUGCAGGGCAGGGAGUAAGCCAGACACUGAGAGCCAUGGCUGGGGGACCCACUUCUGACCUCUCCACAGGAAGCAGUGUAGGCUACCCUGAUUUUCCAACUAGCCCAGCUUCCUGGCUCGAUGAAAUGGACCAUCCUCCUUUUUAGACUUUCUUCCCCACCUUAUCUGUCCUCCUGGCUUGAGAGAAUAUCUUCAAGGAUCAAAAGAGACUUGCCUCUUAAGGAUCAAAUUGCGCCAAUGUGAAUUUCCAUUAUUUUCAAUGGAAGUCCUCCGCUGUUCCUAGAAGGCUGAGACCACACUAGGACACUGCUUUCUUGGGAGAUGACAGGAGAGCAACCUCAUCUCAACCACAGCACAGGGGUGGACAGCCUAGAGCUCUAGGGCUGCUGGCUUGUUGGCUCCCUCCCCUCUCACCUUGCUUCAAGGCUUUGGCUGCUCAGUGCUUUGACAGCACAAGGUGACUGUGACAGGCCACCUUGCCUUUGGGAACUCUGCCCAGCCUGUACAUCUCACCCUUUGCCUCCUAAAUCACCACAUUCACCAGAACCAGGAUUCCCGAGGGAGAGGGCACCGUGGCCCUUGAGAAUAAUAAAAUGGUUUCUGGACCACCUUGAUUACA
This is a messenger RNA of Phodopus roborovskii (desert hamster), 1649 nucleotides long. RefSeq names its product LIM homeobox 4 (gene Lhx4). Gene Ontology annotation, biological process: regulation of transcription by RNA polymerase II; neuron differentiation. The coding region runs from base 1 to 1176 and encodes 391 amino acids. The transcript has 6 exons. Gene Ontology annotation, molecular function: RNA polymerase II transcription regulatory region sequence-specific DNA binding; DNA-binding transcription factor activity, RNA polymerase II-specific. NCBI's taxonomy places the organism in Eukaryota, Metazoa, Chordata, Mammalia, Rodentia, Cricetidae. Gene Ontology annotation, cellular component: nucleus. The record is from RefSeq and is a predicted model, not a curated record.